AUGCUUAUUGAUGAUACGUUUGUAGGUACUUGGGUGCAACUUGUGACUCAGUCUUGGCCUGGUGCUGCCGAUGCCGUGAUGUUUCAUCGGGUGUUUUGGAUGUUUCCACCAUGCAUCAAGGCUUUCAAUCAUUGCAAGCCACUAAUUUCCUUUGAUCGAACACACUUAUAUGGUAAAUAUGGUGGCACGCUGCUGAUGGCCAUAGCUCAAGAUGGCAACGCAAACAUUUUUCCUAUUGCGUUUGCCAUGGUCGAGGGUGAGACAAAGGAGGCAUGGUCGUUCUUUCUCUCCUAUCUGCGUCAUCAUGUGACUCCACAACCCGGUGUCUUAGUGAUUUCAGACAAGCACAAAUCAAUCGAUGCUGCACUGAAUGUUGAUGAUAGUUUAUGGAAACCACCCCAUGCGUUCCAGGCAUUUUGUACAAGACACAUUGCUUCCAAUUUCAUGACUCACUUCAAGAACAAGGACUUGAAGAAAGUUCUGAUUAAUGCAGCGUAUUCGAAGUCGCAACGGGAGUUCACUCAUUAUUUCGGGCGUCUGAGGGGCGAGAAUGAGGCGAUCACAAAGUGGCUAGAAGAGAUGCCACGAUCGCAGUAUGCGGAUGAGGGUCGUAGAUUCAGGCACAUGACGACGAAUAUCUCCGAGUGCAUAAACGCAGUGAUGAAAGGUUCUCGGAAUUUGCCAAUCACGGCUCUGGUGAAGUCAACUUAUUUCUAG
This is a messenger RNA of Arachis ipaensis, 717 nucleotides long. RefSeq lists its product as uncharacterized. The record is from RefSeq and is a predicted model, not a curated record. NCBI's taxonomy places the organism in Eukaryota, Viridiplantae, Streptophyta, Magnoliopsida, Fabales, Fabaceae.